AUGACGACGCAACUCCUGGCCACAGAGCUGGCCAACCUCAUCCAAGAGAGCAAGCGUAAACACAAUGAUUUGCGCCAGGCCGCCGAAAGGUCUCUCGAGGAGCUUCGCAGUCUGAGAAACUCUUCUGAGCAGGGCGCCCCUGAGGAACUAUCACAAAAGGUCAACUUUGCGAACCCAUUCAUCAUUGCCUGCGGCACAAAGAAUGCCAAAUUCACCGCCAUCGCCAUCGCCUGCCUGCAGCGACUCAUCGUCGCUCGCGCCCUGCCGCGCUCCAGGCUCAAUCAGGUCCUCGAGGCCCUCAUGCAGGCCACGUCGUCCGGCCUGGAUGUUCAGCUCAAGAUUCUGCAGGCUCUACCGUCACUCUUGCAGAAUUAUUCCGCCGAUUUGAAGGGCGAUCUGCUCGUCACCGCCCUCAACAUCUGCUUCACACUCCAGACUAGCAAGAAUGCCAUCGUCAACAAUACCUCUGCCGCCACGCUGCAGCAGCUUGUCGUCUCUGUCUUUGACAAGGUUGUCGCCGAGGACAAGAGCGGCCCCCAGGUGCCCAUGGCCGGCGUUGCUGCCACGUCAAAGGGAGAGGUAGAGCUGCGUGCUGCCGCCCUCGAUGCAUACAGAAUAUUCAACGAUCUAUGCCUUCUCACCGAAAACCAACGACCCGAGUUUAUCCGCUUCUCCAGCCUGCCCCAGACGUUUGGGCUCGAGCUGAUCGAAUCUGUCAUCACUAACCAUGCGGACGUCUUCUCCAGCCACCCUGAACAGGUUGACAUUCUGCGCGUCAGGGCUAUGCCUCUCAUCACGAGCGCCCUUCGGGGGAAAUCUUCGUUUGCCACCAGCGUGAGAUUGGUCCGCAUCCUGUACACAAUGCUGCGCAGGCACAUCAAUGUCGUCCCUGCUGAGUGCGGUGAAGCUCUGGAUAUCCUGACACAGCUCCUUGACCACGACUCGGCGCCCUGGAAGAGAGCACUCUGCCUGGAAGUCUUCAGGGGCAUCUUUGCCGAGCAUCAGCUAGUGCGCCGCAUCUUCGCCCUGUACGAUUCCAGGGAAGGUGAGAAGGAUAUCCUCAAGACUUUGACGGCAACGUUUGUGCGCCUCAGCACUGAGAAGCCUAGCGUCAUCGGUCUCGGGCACCAGUCCACCAUGCCCGUUGCUGGCAGUCAAGGCGUCUCGGCUUCUAUGCAGGACCAGGCUAUGCUUGAGGCCAGCGGUGUUACGGGAAUCAUCAGCUCUGCAGGGCCCGAGAGCUCCUACAUAGGCAUCAGCGCUCAAUGGAGUUCGGUCAGAGUGCCCUGCAUCGACCAGCUCGACAAGACAGAGCCACCGCCGAUCCCCGAGUCCUACUCGUACAGCCUGAUACUGGCCUGCAUCUCAUCGCUAUCUGAUGGCCUGGCAAAGUUUAUACUUCCUCUCACUGUGUCUGCCGAAAGCCGCAGCCGCAAGAAGACCGUCAAGAGUGAUCCCCCAAUCUCGCCUCGCGUCGAUGCUGACGGGAAUCCAGCCAAAGAACCCCGCGAGAGGUCGGCAUCCUUCAAAAAGAACCCACUCCCCCUCAACCCGUUAGAUCAUGAGAACCAUCCGAUGGCCGCCGAAGUCAAGAUCUGUGCUAGCAUAGUUGAUGAGUGCUGGCCUGCCAUUCUGGCAACCUGCUCCACAUUUCUCUACGCCGCCCUGGACUCAGAAUACUACCACGGUCUGGUCAGGGCCUUCCAACGGUUUGCCCAUGUAGCCGGGCUUCUGCAGCUGGGGACUCCCCGCGAUGCUUUCCUCACAACGCUGGGCAAGGCGGCAGUGCCUCCCAAUGUCUUCACGGCCUGCCUCAAUGCUGGCCAGCCGCGACCACGUACCCCGAGCGUGUCAUCAGAGGCGCCUUCUUCCCUGAUGAGCAACGCCAGGGGCCUCUUGAGCAGUGAGAACCUCAGCACACUUGCUGAGAAGCCCUCAUUCGACUCGCAGCCGCAGGGCCUCAGCACGCGUAACCUGCUGUGCCUCCGCGCCCUUCUCAACCUAGGUAUUGCGUUGGGGCCGACCUUCGGCUCCGCCUGGGGAAUUAUCCUCGAGACUCUCCAGCAGGCAGACUUUGUUCUCUACGCUAGCUCCAAGGCGCCGGCGAAGACGGGCUCGUUUGCUCGCAUCCAGGAGCAACAGGUUGCCGAGGGCGAGACGGCGUCUCUCACGGCCAACUUUGGAAAUGAAGUCCGUGCCGUUGAGACAGCGGCCUCGAGGCUCUUGGAGAGUACCGUCGACUUCCCCAACGAUUCAUUUCUCGACGUCGCAAAAGCAGUGUGUGGCUUGUUAGAGCGCAAGGCGACUAGCGAUACUGCUGGCCAACAGCAGCAGCAGCAACAACAGCAACAACAACAGCAACAGCAGCAGCAGUUGUCACCGACGUCAGAAAAGCGCCCCCAUACACAGACACUACGGACGCUGAGUGGUCAACACCGCCGUAUCUCGAGCUUCUCAGCAGCACCGCCAUCGUCGCAUUCCACACAAGAGGACCAGUUUGCCCUGACAAAGCUCGGGGAGGUUGCCUCCAUCAACAUGGAGCGACUUCUCAUGUAUCCUCCCGAUGAGUCAGGCUGGGCGAUGCUGACAGACCAGCUCAUCGAUACGCUCGGCUCCAUGCCUAGCGGCUCGGCCGUCCGCAUCAAGGCCGGCGAGAUACUCACGCGCCUGACGCUCGAGGCGGCCCACAUGGCCCCGACCCUCUCCGAAGACGACCAGUUGGCCCCCAUCCAGCUGCGUAUACUCGGGGCACUUCGUGCUGCCCUCGGGCCCCUGCAGAACGACGGCCGGCAGAUCUCAGUGGCGGACCAUGCUACCGGCGUGGAGAUUCACAGGAUAAUCCUGGACGGUCUCAAGGAGAUUAUCGAGGAGAGCGCCGAGAAUCUGAUCAGCGGAUGGGAGAUUGCCUUUGACAUCAUCGGCAGUGUCUUCCUCACUAAGGAUACUGUGACAGAGGGCCGUCGGGCUGACCCUACUGUCAUCGAGACUCGCUCGUCCAAGCUUGUCCGGGCGUCGUUCAAUUCUCUACAGCUCAUCGCCUCCGACUUUCUGGCAUCUCUGCCCAACUCUUGCUUUCUGAUUCUCGUCGAUACCCUCUACAAGUUUUGCUCGCAAGAUGACGACCUGAACAUUGCCCUCACGGAACUCAAGGCCAUACAGGGUGCUGAUGCCGACGACGGAGAUCGGAGCGACUGGAACGGAACCGCAGUCGUGGUUCUCAACGGUAUCUCAGGGCUUAUGGCCAACUACAUUGAGGUGAUUACGAAGCAUGGGUCUUUUGAGAAGUUGUGGCGCGAUCUCCUGGACCACUUCCAGACGCUACUCAACUUUGGCGUUCUGGAGAUCAACACGGCUACGUUCAAGGCCCUCGUGCAUAUCCUGUCGCACUCAAAGGAUCAGGACGGAAAAUCAAUCCUGACCAAGCCGACGAUUGAGCCUGCCUGGGAGCUGUGGUCCCGCGGGGUACCCGUGCCGGGUGAUGGCGAAGCCGUUGCGGCAACAGAAGACAAUCAAGCCUGCCUCGGUGCCUACGUCGACGCCCUGGGUGAGGUAUACAAGCUAAUCGAGCCGGAUAUCACGGUGGAGAGGGCCGGCAAGAUGCUGGGCCUCCUGCAGGAUGCGGUCGAGGAGGCGACGGUCAGCAGCUACUCGUCAGACGCGGAGCAGAUGACACAGCUGCAGGUGCAGGUCCUCAACUCAAUUGAGAUGCUUCGGACCGACGUGGACGGGAUGCCCUCGGCGGUCAUCAAGCGCGUGUCAGAGCUGAUCCUGCUACCGUUUGAAGCCGAGACGACCCCGAAGCGCACAUUUGUGGCUCUGUCCAAGGCGAGCAUGCGCAUGCUGGAGAAGCUGAUCCUGAAGCACCACGGCCAGAAGAACGUGUACGACAGCGGGGCGGUCUCGGCAGCGUUGGAGGCACUCAAGAAGCCCAUCGCCCUCAAGUAUGGGUUCUCCAUUCCGACCAGGUCGGACAAGCCUUGGAGAGUAGCGACAUCGACGGCCCUGGCAGUGCUCAAGCCGACACUGCCACAGCUCGACAAGCUAUCCGUGUCUCGUGAGACGAGCCACCGCGUGUGGUCGACGGUCAUGGAUAUUGCCGACGGUAUCCUUGACGUGGACUGUGAGGCGGCGCCAACCGAAGGAGCAGUGUUCCACCAAGACGAGCAAUUCGACAUCGACUCGUUCAGGGCGCUCCGGCAGCUCAUACUCCCGGCGCUGGGAGCCGACAACAUCGAUGAGUCGGCGCGCAAGUCGUACGCCGAGACCCUUUUCCAGACGUCUACAAUUCACGAGCCCUCGGCGGCGGACGAGGCCAUCAUCUCAAGCAUGCGGAGCGGUGGCCUAUCGGCAUUAUACACGGCUCGCGAGGGGCGCACGGUGGCGGUUCCACCUGCUCGGCGCGUGCGCAUGGCCUACGAGGCGCUGGACGAGCUCUUUUCCCUCGUGUCGCACGCGGACGACGACUCUGCACGAUCGACGCCAGCGGCAGGCCCGAGCUGGCGUCGUCUAGCGUGCACGGCAGCACCCUUCUUCAUCCUCCGCUGUGCCCUGACGCUACGGUCGUACAUUGCCGACCAGCCUCUUCGGGGUAAGAUGCCGCAGCCGCUAAGCCAGCGAAGGGAGCUCCUACGCAUCCUGGGGAAGCUCGUGGCGCUGCGUAGCGAGAGCGACGCCAUACCGGCACUGGGAGGGGUUGACAGCGACAACAGGAAGCACCUGCUCAGGCUGUACCCGCUCAUCGUCAAGGCUCUUGGGGUCGGGGCGGACAGGGAGGUUGAGAAGCUGCUGAGGGAGGCACUGGAGGUUGUCGGUGGGGAGCUGGGGUUCGAUUAG
Messenger RNA from Geosmithia morbida, 4833 nucleotides. Its product is annotated as Endosomal peripheral membrane protein. The record is from RefSeq and is a predicted model, not a curated record. The coding region runs from base 1 to 4833 and encodes 1610 amino acids. The transcript has 6 exons. Lineage: Eukaryota; Fungi; Ascomycota; Sordariomycetes; Hypocreales; Bionectriaceae.